UGUGACUGUGAGCAGCUCCUCAGCUCUCCUAGCCCCACCCCUUCACACAUCUUCCUCCAAUCAGCAAGCAUGUCCCAUGAGGCUGAGUGGCUGACUGCUGCCAGUCACCAGGUCAUCAGUCAAGCUCACUGGUUGGACAACUCCAGCUGUCAGUCACUGAGCUCUGCCUACCUUCUUCCUGUUGAUUCAGCUCUGACCCCAACCCCCACCUGCCUUUCUUCUGCAACACUUGGCUGGAACAGUUACUAUGGCAUCCUUAACCCCUCCACCUCCGCCUCCCCUAGUGAUUGGGCGCUCCCUGGCAGUAUGUCAUGGGGGCAGGGCAGCGUACCUGACCAGCGGGAGUGUGUGAGCUGCGGGACGAGCAGCGCCUCCCUGUGGAGGAGAGACGCUGCAGGAGGUCACCUGUGUAACACCUGCUGCCUCCAACAGAACACCAACAACCGACCCCUGCUGAGACCAAAGAGGAGAGCGAUUGUGACUCAGAGAAAAGGAACUCAGUGUGUGAACUGUUCAACUGGAACUACCACACUGUGGAGGAGGAACAGCGCUGGAGAGCCAGUCUGCAACGCCUGUGGCCUGUACUUCAAACUGCACCAGGUCAACAGGCCGUUGGCGAUGAAGAAAGAUGGAAUCCAAACCAGAAACCGCAAAGUGACCAAUGAGGACAAAAGGAGCAGGAAAUCUGACCAAUCGGUUACUAAGCUGGCCAGGCUUGUCCCGCCCACUGAGGAGGCCAUGUUUGACUCCUUCAGUCAGCUGCCAUGUGACCUCUGCUCCUCCUCCUCCUCUCUGCUGAAUAUGAACAUUUAAAACAUUUAAAAUUUUGU
Chelmon rostratus (copperband butterflyfish) is the source of this 830-nucleotide messenger RNA. It is a transcript of the gene gata1b, whose product is annotated as GATA binding protein 1b. Bases 70 to 813 code for a protein of 247 amino acids. Lineage: Eukaryota; Metazoa; Chordata; Actinopteri; Chaetodontiformes; Chaetodontidae. Gene Ontology annotation, molecular function: zinc ion binding; RNA polymerase II cis-regulatory region sequence-specific DNA binding; DNA-binding transcription factor activity, RNA polymerase II-specific. The transcript has 5 exons. The record is from RefSeq and is a predicted model, not a curated record. Gene Ontology annotation, biological process: cell fate commitment; positive regulation of transcription by RNA polymerase II; negative regulation of transcription by RNA polymerase II.